This is a messenger RNA of Rotaria sordida, 813 nucleotides long. NCBI's taxonomy places the organism in Eukaryota, Metazoa, Rotifera, Eurotatoria, Philodinida, Philodinidae. The record is from the annotation of a GenBank genome assembly.
AUGGGUGCAUGUACGUCAAAAGUAAAGAAAAAUAAAGAAAAACAUCUAAAAAAUGACAUAUUAACAACAAAAAAAAAUUCAACUUGUGAACAAUCAUCAUCAAUUAAUCUUGAUAAAUUUGAUAAUGUACCAUUUAUUGAUUCGGAAGAAAAAUUAACAAUAACACCACCACGUUUAACACCUUCAAAAGAUAAUGAUGAACAAACAACAGUAAAAGAUGAUUUUGAAACAAAUCAAUCAUAUUCAAAUAUUGAAACAAUUGAUAAACUUAAACAAGAAGUUUUUACAUAUCUUCGUGAAAAUAUUUUAUCAAAUAAUAAUGAAAAACAAAAACUUAUUGAUUAUAUACAUAAACGAAUUAUUGGUAAUGUUGAAGAAAAAAAACUUAUUAAUGAAUAUAUUGAAGAAUGUUUUAAUAAUAUUCAAGAAAAUUAUUUAAUAGAUAAUGAUAAUAAAAUAAAACAACGUUUAAUGAAUAUUAUAACAAUUUAUGUUGCAUCACAAGCAUCUGAUAAUUCAUUUUUAAAAGCACUUUAUGAUAAAAUGGGUUCAACACUUGAUUUAAAUUCAUUAAAUGCUGAAAUAAAUGAACAUGAAAUUGUUAAUAUAACAGUAACAAAACGUGUACGACAAGUUUUUCUUGAUGAUUCAUCUUCAUCAAUACCAAAUGAAAAUUCAUAUACAAAAGAUACUGUUAUUCAUUUAUCAAAUAAUGAACAUAACAUUCCCGAUGAUUUACCUGAUGAUAUAAAACGUAAAGCUGAACAAGUAUUGAAUAGCUUUAAUAAUGUUAUUCAUUCAAAACAACAUUAG